AUGGAUCGCAACUGCUCAUCCCUCCAUAACAGUGUGGUGAAUAUCAGCGAAUGUUUAGAUCAGGACUUAACGGGCGAAACAAAUCAAACAUUAUCUACACUUGAGCGAUAUAUUGUACCAUUUAUUGCAGUUAUCGGGAUAUUAGGAAAUCUAUUGGCAUUUAUAGUCUUUCUACGGAAACCAAUAAGAAACAAUUCGUCAAGCUUUUUUCUUGCCGCACGUUGCUUGUCGGACGCGGGAUUUUUGUUGGUGCUCAUGGUGAUUUGGGUAUCGACGGUGUUUGAACUGUACCUAAGCAAAGUGUUGUUUUUGUGCAAAGCUUUGAUAUUUUCUACAUACGUCUUUGGGUGCUUAUCUGUAUGGCUUGUAAUCUUGGUUACAGCAGAAAACUAUACACGAAUUUGCAAGCCUUUCCUUGUACACAGAGUGUGUAAGACUCUUUAUGCAAAAAUAGUAUUUUGUGUGAUUUUGGUUGUCAUCAUUAGCAGCUACAGUUUUCCAUUUUGGACUAUGACGGAUAACUGCGUGCCGUUUCCAGCUCAUUACGCGUUCGUUACAAUAAUGGUGUAUAUUGACUCGGUGCUGACCCUGUUCUUACCGAUUAUUCUAAUUGCUAUGCUAAUGGCUGCGAUGGUCACAUCAACUAUUCAAGCACGUAAAAGGCGACGAAGGCUUAGUCGGUCAUCAAUGAGUAAUACCAUGAACCCAACAAUGAAAGUAACGACUAUGCUCUUCGCUGUCACCGUUACAUUUAUAGUUUUGAACAUUCCAUCACACAGCGUUCGGCUUUGGUUAAUGGUGUCCACAUUUCUUGAACAUGACAAUGUAGUGACAUCGGCUGUAUCCAUUAGUCAGACUAUAUCAUCCCUGUUGUACUACCUAUCAAUGUCUAUCAAUGUGAUCAUUUAUUAUAUUUUUGGAAUCAAGUUCCGGGGAACGCUAAAUGGACUUUUCCUACCAAAGCCAAUCAGCGUCCACUCGUCUACAAGGCCAGAUUGUUACAAUUCUCGUGAACGCUUGAGGAAAGUUUCUGUGCCUCUCCUCGGUGUGAUCAACUAUGCAGCGACCAGCGACUACUUCUAUUUGGGAACCAGAAUGACGCGCACCAAAAGCUCUGAUUUGUGA
Messenger RNA from Mya arenaria, 1125 nucleotides. RefSeq names its product FMRFamide receptor-like. Bases 1 to 1125 code for a protein of 374 amino acids. Gene Ontology annotation, molecular function: G protein-coupled receptor activity. NCBI's taxonomy places the organism in Eukaryota, Metazoa, Mollusca, Bivalvia, Myida, Myidae. Gene Ontology annotation, biological process: G protein-coupled receptor signaling pathway. The transcript has a single exon. Gene Ontology annotation, cellular component: plasma membrane. The record is from RefSeq and is a predicted model, not a curated record.